AUGGCCCCGUUCUCUCCGGUGAAGCACAAUGUGGCUCCUGAGUAUGGAAAAACUUGGCAAGCCACCACAAGAGGAGAUGUUUACAGCUACGGAGUAUUGACAAUGGAGCUCUCAACGGGUAGAAGAGCAGUUGAUGAAGGAGAAGAGUGUUUGGUCGAAUGGGCAGGUAACAUGACAGCCAAAGGAAGACCAAACAUGAAAGAAGUUUUGGAUAUGUUUGUUAAGAUAUCGGGAAGGAGAAGGCUGAUUCCUUGGUUGAGAAGAAGUCGGAUGCGUUAA
Molecule: messenger RNA, 279 nt
Organism: Microthlaspi erraticum
Lineage: Eukaryota; Viridiplantae; Streptophyta; Magnoliopsida; Brassicales; Brassicaceae
Source: the annotation of a GenBank genome assembly